AUGGCGCAGAAGACAAUAUACGAGUCUGCCCAUAAAGGCGAUUACGAUUUUAUAGUAAGGAAAUUAGAAGAAGAUCCAAGUUUACUUACAGCGAAAGACUCGAACCAAAGAAUCCUGCUACACUGGGCUAGCAUUGGAGGCAAUCUUAAAUUAGUUACCUACCUAAUAGAACUGGGUUCUCCUAUUGAUCCACUAGACGACACUGAAACUACCCCAUUGAUUUUGGCCAGUUCUGCGGGUCACGAACAAGUAGUUUCUUUGCUUAUCGAUAAAGGCGCCAAAAUUGAUCAGCAGUCCACCAAUGGACAUUCAGCUUUACAUGGCGCCGAUAUCAACAUAACCGAUAAACGUGGCAGUACGCCCCUGCACAGAGCAUCCUCCAAAGGAAAUUUGGAAAUAAUAAAGAUUCUGCUAGAACGCGCUAAUGAUCUGAAGAUCAAUCACCGCGACGUCUAUGGCAAUUCCGCCUUGCAUUUGGCUUGCGAGGAAGAUAGACAAGAAGAGGCGCUUCUUUUGGCCAAAAAUGGUGCGGAUUAUUCGUUGCUGAAUAAGGAUAAGCAGACACCCUUGGAUUUGUGCACUCCUAAAUUGGCGAGGUUGUUGAAGGAACUACGCUGCCAGUAG
Ceutorhynchus assimilis (cabbage seed weevil) is the source of this 624-nucleotide messenger RNA. Lineage: Eukaryota; Metazoa; Arthropoda; Insecta; Coleoptera; Curculionidae. The record is from the annotation of a GenBank genome assembly.